Molecule: messenger RNA, 3888 nt
Organism: Mirounga angustirostris (Northern elephant seal)
Lineage: Eukaryota; Metazoa; Chordata; Mammalia; Carnivora; Phocidae
Gene: MXD4
Product: MAX dimerization protein 4
Exons: 6
Coding region: 156-785 (209 amino acids)
Biological process (GO): regulation of transcription by RNA polymerase II
Molecular function (GO): DNA-binding transcription factor activity, RNA polymerase II-specific; protein dimerization activity; RNA polymerase II cis-regulatory region sequence-specific DNA binding
Source: RefSeq, a predicted model, not a curated record
CGGAGGGUGGCGGCCGAGCGCGCAGAGUCCGCUGGAGUCUGGGAAGUGGGGCCGCCGGGCGCGCGGGGCGGGCGGCGAGCGGAGCCGGCCGGAGAGGGCCGGGCAGCGGCCGCCGCCGUCCCGGAGAGCGCGGGCCGGCGCGGGCGGGCAGGAGGAUGGAGCUGAAUUCCCUGCUGAUCCUGCUGGAGGCGGCCGAGUACCUGGAGCGCAGGGACCGAGAGGCCGAGCACGGCUACGCCUCGGUGCUGCCCUUCGACGGCGACUUCGCCAGGAAGAAGACAAAGGCGGCCGGCCUGGUGCGCAAGGCCCCGAACAACAGGUCUUCACACAAUGAACUAGAAAAGCACAGACGAGCCAAACUCAGGCUCUAUCUGGAGCAGCUCAAGCAGCUGGUGCCCCUGGGCCCUGACAGUACCCGCCACACCACGCUGAGCCUCCUCAAGCGGGCCAAGAUGCACAUCAAGAAACUGGAGGAGCAGGACCGCCGGGCACUGAGCAUCAAGGAGCAGCUGCAGCGGGAACACCGCUUCCUGAAGCGGCGCCUGGAGCAGCUGUCCAUGCAGAGUCUGGAACGUGUACGCACGGACAGCACGGGCUCCGCCGUCUCCACUGAUGACUCAGAGCAAGAAGUGGACGUAGAGGGCAUGGAGUUUGGCCCUGGUGAGCUGGACAGUGUUGGCAGCAGCAGUGACGCGGACGACCACUACAGCCUGCAGAGUGGUGGCUGCAGCGACGGGGGCUACGGGCCCCCCUGCCGGCGGCCUGGCCGCCCUGGCCUCUCGUAGGCCCAGUGCCCUCUGCUCCUUGGCCCGCCUGCCUACCCGGCCAAGCGUGCCAGCCCUCCAGUCCUCGAAAGCCUCUCCGCGGGCCCGCCACUGUGCCAUUCUGGAAGCUCCAGCUGCCGCCCGGGCUGCCCGCCUCCGCCUGCCUGCCGGUCAGGGCCUGCCGUGCCGCCCACCCCUCCCAGCUGGGCAGGGACCCCUGCAGGGAGACGGGGCCCAGCUCCCACAUCCCGGAGCCCAGCGUAGCCGCCCACGGUCUGUUCUCAGAUUCCUAAUCAUUCCAGAAGUAUUAAAUAUCAUUGCUGCAAAUCUCGGCGGGCACCGUGUGAGGGGCUUAAUGACCACUGCGGGGAGCUCAGACCCCAACCCUGGAUCCCAGGAGAAAGGAGUGGACCGAGGAAGGAAGGAAGGCGUGGCUCUCCGUCCAUCUGUCCAUCUGUCUGUCAGUCCACGUAGGCUCCUGAGGCCUGGACAGAGGGACCCAUGAAGGGCGGGACUCGGGUGAGCACCCUGGGGCAAGUGGGUGGAGAGGGUCCUUUGCACCCCACAGGUGUCAGGAGCCAGGGCUGGGCUCCUGGGGGCAGGCCAGGCCACCCCAUCCCAAGCUGGGCAGCUUCUGCUCUGUUAGGUCCCUUGGAUGUACACAUGCACACGCCUGGGGACACGUGCCCACACGCACACGUGCCCACACGCAGACACACGUGGUCGCCGGACCCAGAGGCUACACGUCUUGGGGAGGGAGGCCUUCAAGGGUCAUCUGGGCACCUGCUGGCCCCUGGCCUGCGCCUGGCUCCUCGUCCCACCCCAGCUCACCUGCACGGAGUCCUCAGGAGGCUUUCUCAUCUACCUUUAAAAAUAAAAUAAAUAAAUUGCUGCACUGCCCAGCAGCCCAGAACAGGGCUCCCGGGAGAGAGGCUUUUUCUCCAAAAUAAGAGAAACAUUUUUAAAAGAGAAAAAAGCUCUAAGGACUCCCCGCCAAGUGACAUCAGUGUGUGCUGCCUCAAUUUCCUGUACGAGAUUUUUGUACUCUAUUUUCCUAGCCAUUGUUGUGUCCUUGUUUGCUGAGGGGUGGGAGCGACCCAGCGUCUCAGGGACUCGUCUUGUCUGUCACCGUUGUCCAAGUGUGCCUUGUGUCCCGUGUCUGGCCCCGCCCCAUCCACCACCACCAGCAUCUCCCUUGUGGCGCAAGGGGCACCCCUGGCCUGCCCUGCAGGUGCCCUCCUAGCUUUCUCCCUGUGCCGCGGCCCCUCCCAGCAGCCACGGCUUUCUGGGAGUGAGAGACUGCGGGGCCGGUCAGGGGUUGUGUGGGCAGCUCUCUGUCACCUGGCUCCCCCAGUGACCCAGCGGCCCCCCCACCCCCCAUCUUGCCCUCCCCAGCGGUCAGUCGGGGCCUGCCAGGCAGCCUGGCCUCCUGGUCAGGGGCCUGCUCACCAGAGAAAUAGGUUCUCCCCUGUACCCAUCUUGACCCUUCCCUGCUCCCCCGGCCUGGGGCGAGGGCUCCAGAUUUCAGACAUUGGCAGCUGAUGAAGACAGCCCUUCCCCCUGGGUAGCCAGGCUUGGGCAUCAGGAGGCUUCUCCUGGCCUUUUGUUCCUGAAGUCCUUGUCUGCACAGCAAUAUUUGGGUGGCGUGCUGUGGGGCUGGCCUGUAGCUGCAUCUCCUUCCCUCUCUGGUGCAUUGUAACCGAUUUCCAGAUUGUGGGGGAAAGUUCGUGUUUAUUUUUGGUCAAGCCGAUGGACACCCCAGGGUGGGUGGCCUACUGAGGCAGAACGGGGUCCCUGGAAACAGCUCUGGCACAGAACCUGCCCUGCAGGGGCUCGGGAUGAUGAGUGGAGAGCAGGCUCGUGGGAGGCAGUGUGUGAACUGGGGAGAUUGUCCAAACAUCUUGCUGGUGCUUGCAAGGAAAACUCUUCUGUCAGCAUCUCCUUCCAGCUUCACUGGGGGUCUGCAGAGCCCAGACCAGCUUGUCCUGUCUGCCUGAGCAUGCCACACAGUGCUUCUUGUGAGCACCAGCCCGCUCUGAGCAGGGUAGGAGGGCCCGAGUUGAAGAUCCCGCUGCAGGAGACACAAGUCCAGGCCCCUGGGAUGGUCUGUGCUCUCCGUUCUUGAGGCACCAGCUCCCCCAGUAGCUGGGGGCUCUGCUCCCACCCCAGCCAGCAGAAUCCUCCCUGGGUGACCAACUGUGGCCCCCAGCUGACCUUCCUGGCAGCUCAGCCCGUGGCUUUUCAGGCCAUGGUUCCCGCGUGGGCCGGGGGCCCCUCUCUGCCACCAGCAGACAGGCGAGGGGGGUGGUCCUCAGGGCCAGGGUCCGGUGCUAGCAGUUACUCACACAUCCAUCCUCCCCUCCCACGAGCUCCCUGCCUUUGCACGUGUUAGCUGUUGCUGGUGGCCGCAGAGACCCAGUGGGGGCCUGGCUUGAGGCCAUGUUGGGUAACUGAGCAUCGUUGAGUCUCUAGAAAGCAGAUGGGACCAGAACAGGCCUGCAGGGGUGUCUGUGACCUCUAUCCAUGUGCCCUCCCACACCUAUGUGGGCCACUGUGGCCCUCGGCCAGGAUCCUGGAACCCCAGGCUCAGGUUUGGGUCCCCACCCUCACUGGGAGGUGACCCCAUACACCAGGCCACCACUGCCCCAGUGCAGACCCAGCUGGCUGGGGAGACUGCAAGAAGGCUUCUUCUCCUUGGAGCUCUGGGCCCGCCUCUGUAGUUUGGGUCUUGGUGGCCCAGUGCCCAAGCCUGCCCUCCUGGGCUGAUGGAGCUGUGUGCCCAACCACAGCCCUGUGGGCUUCCGCCCUCCUGUCUGCCCCAGACAAUCCCCAUCUGCUGAGUGAGGCAGGCUUCCCCGGCUCUACCAACCCCUGCCUCUCUCUGGGCCAGCUAACCUGGGGCCCCCUCCCCAUGGCCAUGUACACAGAAUUCUGACCCCAGGCCACAUCUAGGGCAGGUUCUUUGCCAGAGUCUGGGGCUGCCCAGGGGCCCUGGUGCUGGCCAGGUCAGCGCAUCACAACAUCCUUGCUGGAGAGAAUUGGGCCACCCACCUGCCUGUUCACCGGGAGGGACUGUGCUGUACCAUUCUGUCUUUGUAAUAUAAAUACAGAUUUUUAUACCUCA